This is a messenger RNA of Theobroma cacao (cacao), 1808 nucleotides long. The record is from RefSeq and is a predicted model, not a curated record. Lineage: Eukaryota; Viridiplantae; Streptophyta; Magnoliopsida; Malvales; Malvaceae.
UCCUUCUCUCUGUUUCUUUUUAUUUUUUAAUUUUUUUCUGCUUAUUUUCAGCUAAGAAUUUAGUUCUCUUUCCAACUUGAAACUUUUCAAACAGCUUAACCGACAAAACCAAACCAAACCAAAGCUCCACGUAAGGGAAACAAAAUUCCAAUCCAACGAGAGCCGUUUUUAAGUUCCCUUUCUUCUCUUAGGAUCUGAGAAAUUAUCAUGGCUCGUUAAAUUGGAUAGCUCAUAUAAAAGAAAAAGAAAGAAGAAAGAGAGUGGUAUUGGAUUUGUUUUUUUUCUUUGGGUUUCAUUUUCGUGAAGUAUUAAUCUCUCUCUGUGAUGGGCAACUGCUUAUUUUCUUCUACUAGAGUCGAUUCCAGCCAAAGCCCCCAUGCAACUUCUGCAUCAGGUGGCUCAAGAAUUUCCAGCAAAACCAGUCGUUCUUCAGCUCCUUCAAGCCUGACAAUCCCAUCUUUCAGUGAUACAAGCAGUUCUGGAUGUCUUCCUACACCAAGGACUGAAGGAGAAAUAUUGUCAUCCCCCAAUUUGAAACCUUUCUCCUUCAAUGAGUUGAAGAAUGCCACCAGAAACUUUCGUCCUGACAGUCUUCUUGGUGAAGGUGGUUUUGGUUAUGUUUUUAAAGGAUGGAUUGAUGAACACACAUUAUCUGCUGCAAAGCCGGGAUCAGGAAUGGUUGUUGCUGUCAAGAAGCUUAAACCUGAAGGGUUUCAAGGCCACAAAGAGUGGUUGACGGAAGUUGAUUAUCUUGGCCAACUUCAUCAUCCAAAUCUGGUUAAGUUGAUUGGAUAUUGCUUGGAGGGUGAGAACCGACUUUUGGUCUAUGAGUUCAUGCCUAAAGGAAGCUUAGAGAAUCAUCUUUUUAGAAGAGGGCCACAGCCACUUUCUUGGGCAGUAAGGCUUAAGGUUGCCAUAGGUGCUGCUAGAGGGCUUUCUUUCCUUCAUGAUUUAAAAUCCCAAGUCAUAUAUCGCGAUUUCAAAGCUUCUAAUAUUCUACUAGAUGCGGAAUUCAAUGCUAAACUUUCUGAUUUUGGAUUGGCCAAGGCAGGGCCUACCGGUGAUAGGACUCAUGUGUCGACUCAGGUCAUGGGUACUCAUGGCUAUGCAGCCCCUGAAUAUGUUGCUACAGGUCGAUUGACUGCUAAGAGUGAUGUAUACAGCUUUGGAGUUGUGCUGCUUGAACUAUUGUCUGGACGACGUGCUGUUGAUAAAACAAAAGUUGGUGUGGAGCAGAAUCUAGUAGACUGGGCAAAACCAUAUUUGGGUGACAAAAGAAAAUUAUUUCGAAUUAUGGACACUAAGUUGGGGGGCCAGUACCCCCAGAAAGGUGCUUAUACAGCUGCUACCCUUGCUUUACAGUGUCUAAGUAGUGAAGCUAAACUCAGGCCUCGAAUGUCAGAGGUUUUGGCGGCACUGGAGCAGCUUGAAGCCCCUAAAAAUGUAUCCAAACACUCUCAUUCAGAACAGCAGCCUGUUCCACAUCCUGUUCGGAAAUCUCCAAUGAGACGUCAUCGUUCUCCUAUGAAUCUUACACCCAUUGCAUCUCCAUUACCGGCUCAUAGGCAAUCUCCACGAGUAUAUUGAUUCCAUCUGUAAAUUUCCUAUGUGUAUGUAUAUUUUUUUUGUUGCUGAUAAAAAUGUAAUUUUGAGCUUGCUUUUUUGAUGCAAUUUUUGCAUUUCAUAUAACACCACCUCCUUUUGUUUCGUGAGGAUUAGAGUUUCUCAUUGUGGUAGUCAGCUUCUUUCAUUAUUGUAUCAGUACCUUCCUUUCAGUGAUGCAUAUUAAUCUAAACCUUAUUCCAUUC